This is a messenger RNA of Aphanomyces astaci, 846 nucleotides long. RefSeq lists its product as hypothetical. The transcript is spliced from 3 exons. Lineage: Eukaryota; Oomycota; Saprolegniomycetes; Saprolegniales; Verrucalvaceae. The record is from RefSeq and is a predicted model, not a curated record. Bases 1 to 846 code for a protein of 281 amino acids.
AUGAGUCCUAUCGCACCCACAACCGAGCGCACAAUGUACAGCGUACCGAUCUAUGACACCGGCGUGGCCGCGGCGACGCAGCAUCGUUGCCAUGGAGGUCCCAUGUCUGCAGCCGUUUCUGCUGCAAUCACAUCCGAGCGAGUCCCACGACGAACCAAUGCCGCCGCGACCGAAGCCGACGAAGUGCUCAACAACUUGCGUCAAUGGUUCGACAACGUCUGGCCGUUUGUGGCGCUCUGUGUGCUCGCAAUGUCUACCCAAGGCGUCGUAGGCCUCUAUGCCCUCGGAGUAGUCUACAUGGUCGCCCUCGACCACCACUUCCGUGGGUUUGUGGCGGCGGAGACGAGCCCAGUAUCGCUAGUAUGCAUCGCCCUCGUGUGUGCCAAGACGUCGGCUGAUAUGUCAACUUUCAACGGGGACGCGACGCCGCUCCACAUGCUGUUCAAACCCAUCCCGGACCAGACCAGCCAUGCAGACGUCGUCUGGAUGGUUCUGGGCAAAUGUCUUGUACUACGCCUUGUGAGCUUCAGUAUCGAGAUAUUUCUUGGGCUCGUCCUCGUUUGGCGGCCCGCCACUCCCGCCGUCACCGAGGAGUUAGCAAUGCUGGAAAUCAGCCCCAACGACCGAGUCACCGUUGGCGAGAUGUUCAAAGUCAUCAUCUUGUGUACAUGUGUUGAUCAGCGCCACCACAGCCGACCAGAAUGCGACAGACGGCGGGGCCCGCAUGUUGAUGUCGACACCACAUCUAAUGCUGCUGCCAUCCGAAUUAAUCGAUGCGAUGGAACUUCCGCCCCUCCUCCGCACAAUUUCUCCACGACGACACCGCCCCCGUCCACGCAAGUAUAA